Eriocheir sinensis (Chinese mitten crab) is the source of this 5265-nucleotide messenger RNA. RefSeq names its product phosphoacetylglucosamine mutase-like. Lineage: Eukaryota; Metazoa; Arthropoda; Malacostraca; Decapoda; Varunidae. The transcript has 9 exons. Gene Ontology annotation, biological process: carbohydrate metabolic process; UDP-N-acetylglucosamine biosynthetic process. Gene Ontology annotation, molecular function: magnesium ion binding; phosphoacetylglucosamine mutase activity. The coding region runs from base 64 to 1674 and encodes 536 amino acids. The record is from RefSeq and is a predicted model, not a curated record.
GGGUCUGACAGGUGAGCGGCACGGCACCUUCCCCAGACACCUGUUAGCCGCGCCACGGGGAGGAUGUUUACCGAGGCUGUUCGCGUCGCCAAGGAGUCACAUCCCAAGACUGUCACCAAGCCGGUCAAGUAUGGCACGGCGGGGUUCAGGUCGAGGGCAGAGGAACUGGACUUUGUCAUGUACCGCAUGGGCCUCUUAGCAGCCAUGCGUUCCAGGGACACAAGAGCGGCCAUUGGGGUCAUGAUCACGGCCUCACAUAACCCACUACCUGAUAAUGGGGUAAAACUGGUGGACCCUCAGGGGGAGAUGCUAGCCCCAGCGUGGGAGGCGCAUGCUACCACCUUAGUCAAUGCCACUGACAACGGGAUUGCUGAGGCUCUGGAGGCUAUCACCAGCGCUGCAAAGAUCAACACAGAGAAUAAGGCAAUGGUCAUUGUGGGCAGAGACACUAGGCCGAGCAGCACCAGCCUCCGAGAAGCAGUGUUGGCAGGUGUUGCUGCAGUGGGAGGGGAGGUGAUGGAUCUAGGGAUCAUCUCUACACCUGUGCUGCACUAUGUUGUCACCUGUCACAAUGAUAGUGGCGAGUAUGGUGAGCCAACUGUGGAAGGGUAUUACAAGAAGAUAUCCCAGGCCUUUGUCAGCCUCCGUUCGCAUGGCUCCUCCUCUGCAAACUAUGAGCCUGUGGUCCUGUUUGAUGGAGCAAAUGGUGUUGGAGCACUUGCCAUGGAAGAGUUCAUGAAGCACCUACAAAAUACUCUCAAGGUCACCAUCUACAACAAAGAAGGAAUCCUCAAUCACAUGUGUGGAGCAGACUUCGUCAAGGUACAGCAGAAAUGGCCUGAGGGUGUGCCCCAAACCAUUAAUGUACGGUGUGUUUCUGUGGAUGGAGAUGCAGACCGUGUUAUCUAUAGCUUCUUGGACACCAAUAAAGGGUUCCACAUGUUAGAUGGUGACAAGAUUGCUACCUUAGUCGCAGGCUACUUGAAGGAGUUGCUACAGAAGUCAGGGUUAGCACUGAAGCUUGGCCUUGUCCAGACUGCCUAUGCUAAUGGAGCCUCCACAGCCUACAUUAAUGACCAGCUUGGGGUUCCUGUGGCCUGUGCCAAGACAGGAGUUAAGCAUUUACACCACAUGGCCCAGGAGUUUGAUAUUGGCGUUUACUUUGAGGCCAAUGGUCAUGGUACUGUUAUUGUCUCCAGCACAGCAAGACAGACCAUCAAGGCAGCUGUUCAAGCUAAAAACCAAAAUGCUGAGAGAUUGGCUAAAGUGCUUGAUGUCAUAAAUGAGACAGUUGGGGAUGCAAUCUCAGACAUGUUGCUGGUGGAGACAGUGCUGCAUGCACGAGGCUGGUCAGUGCUGGACUGGAAUACUGCUUACACUGACCUUCCAAACAGACAGAUGAAGGUAAUGGUGGCUGACAGAGCAGUAAUCACCACCACAGAUGCAGAGCGAGUUUGUGUUACUCCAGAGGGUUUACAGAACACCAUAAAUAAAAUUGUGUCCAGCUUCCCCAAAGGUAGAUCCUUUGUACGACCCUCAGGUACGGAGGAUGUUGUCAGGGUCUAUGCUGAGGCUUCAACUCAGGAGGAAGCAGACAAUCUUGCAGUUCAAGUUGCAUGUGCAGUGUAUGAGCAAGCUGGUGGUGUAGGAGACAAGCCAAAAGGUCCUGGCUAAGAGUUUUAGGGGCUACUAUUGCUCAAACUUAAUAGGUUAUGAGAUGGCUCAUUCAGGAAAAUAAAUGAGGUUGUGAAGUAUUUUUUUAAGUAAUGGUGAAUGUCUUGAGUUUUUUCCUUGCAUAUGCAUAGUCAUUGGGCCUGCAUACUGUAAAAUUUAUGCAUAAACCAAUAUACUAAGUUUUGCAGAUGCUAUGUAAAAGAAGACAUUCUUUAAUCAUAUUUCAUUGGAUUUAAUGGACUAAAUCUAUAUUCACAUGACACAAUGUGUAAAUCUUUGAUUGACACACGAUAGACUGAUUAACAUUACUCGUGUCUUACCUUAAAUUCUCGGGGUUCAAUGUUUGUUGUAUGAGAGUAAUGGAAUCAUUCAAUUUAGCGUAAUUCCUUUUUAUUGUGGAAGGCUUGCGUUAAUACACAAAAUACAGUUUACUAUACCAGUGAAGAUUUGGAAUAUUUAAAGGUUCUAAUUACUGCAGCUAUAAUUUGUAACAUUUCAUUAAUUGGUGAUGGGAAUAUAUAGUGUUGGUUCUUAAUGUAUAUCAUAAGGAUCACAGCUUUAUCAUCAUAAAACUAGAGUGCUGCCAGCCAAGCAGUUUCCUAUGCCCCAGCUCCUUCCUUGGGUCAUCACUGAUUAACUAGUGAUUGGGUGAUGGAUGGGGCAGGGCUUAGGGAACUAUGUUCCGUUCCAUCCCAGAAAAGAAAUCUGCAUUCAGCAAUCCUUUCCCAAAUUGUCACAGUCCGAGCAUUCCUGUCAGUCGAUAAGGAAUUGAUAUAUAGCAAUGCUAAAGACAACAGAAUUCAUUAAAAACAAUUGAAUACAUUGUAUUUACAUUUUUCUAGUACCAUCUUUAUAUGGUAAUGGAAUAUUCAUAUGGUAUUGGUAGAUGUCUGUGUCAUUAUUACAUAUUCUUUACUGCACAGAAUACCUGCACUAUUGCCUACAUAUAUCCUGUAUGUUUAUCAUUAUACAGAUAAUACUCGUUACAUGUAUUAAUAUGUUAAGAAAACGUAAAUAGAAUGUUUUCAGUGAAUUCUGUUGUCUAGCAUUGCUAUAUAUCAAUUACCUAUUGACUGAAAGGAAUGCACAGAUUGUGACAAUUUGGGAGAGUUGCUGAUUGCCCAUUUCUUUUCCAAGAUGGAUUGGCCCAUAACCGGCAGCUUUGUGAUUCUGUAUUUAUUACCGAUUCUGGAAACUCAAGAUUUUUCUUUUCCAUGGGUGAUUCACCCAACACUUUUUGAUGGUGCUCUCUUUUGCUGGCCUUCCACAUUGUGAGGUUUUCAUUUUUCUGUAUCUUGGAACAGUGAAACCACAAGAGUGUUGACAGGAUUUAUUUAGUUCAUUCAGCAGUUUUAUUGUAUAUAGAUUCAACAUUCCUGGUUAUUUCAGAGGUUUUGAAAGGCAUCUGUAACUGGGUCUAGUGCCUUAAAGGGAGAAUUAACAUGACAAGCUAAGAUAGUUGAUUAAUACAUGUUGGAAGGUCUAAAAGACCCAUUCACUAGGCAUCAAAUUAUGCAAUGUGUUGCAUACCCUUUGCAGGAACCAAUGGUGCCAACAGUAUAUAUAUAUAUAUAUAUAUAUAUAUAUAUAUAUAUAUAUAUAUAUAUAUAUAUAUUUUUAUAUAUAUAUAUAUAUAUAUAUAUAUAUAUAUAUAUUAUGGUAUGGUAUGGUGCCCAUCUUGUAUAUCAGCCCCCCCCCCCCCCUCACCUGGAGCUGGAUCCACCACUGCAGUAGGGUAACUACUACAGACCAGCUGAGGAAAUGAGAUAAAAUUUUCACAUAGUGUAAUUACCCUACUGCUGGAAACAAUUUCUGCAAUGAGUUGUACAACACAUCACAGAACUUGAUGCCCAGGGUGAAUGGGGCUUAAUGGAUUUUCAAAUAGGAUUCUCAUCAAGAAGGUACAAACUGCAGUUUUUAUAUGUACCCUUUUAUAAUUAAUGUAUAUUGAGACCACUUUAAAACUGCCACAGUAUUAUAAUUGCGUAUAAUUCACCUCUUGGUCUGCUGCGGGUCUCUCUCGAGACAGCCAGCCGUUCCCCUACGGAAGAGCACAGAGCUCGUAGUACCGAUCUUUGGGUAGGACUGAGACCACUCACACACAACACACUGCGACAACGAGGUCACAACUCCUUGCCUGACGUCACGUACCUACUCACUCCUAGGUGAACAGGGGCUACAUGUGAAAGAGGAUAAACCCAACUUGUCUUCACUCGGUCGGGGAAUCGAACCCCGGUCCUUCUGGUUGUGAGCCAGACGCUCUACCCCUGAGCUACCGGGCUGUGUGUGUUUAUGUAUAUACACACACAUACCUACAUGCUAAUUUACAAAUUGUGGAAUAAAAAUGGAAGUAGAUCACGAGGAGUUAUUGCUAAGAACACCAGCAACACACGAAGACACAGUAAAAAAUUGAGAAAAGGAAGAUGGAACAGACUAAGUGAGGAUGUAGUAUUGGCGAAGUUUGGACAAGUACAGAUAUGGAGAGAGGACCACAUGAGCGUAAGCCCAGUGUACCAUAAUGCCUGAAACAAUAACAACGCAUUAGAUGAUGUAAGCCUGAGCACCAAAUGAAGGCAAUUGUCGAGCAAUUUGCCAUACAAGAAUGUUUUACAAGAAACUAGGUGAGGCACUUCAAAGAUGGUGGCAGUAGGGGUAUGCUGAAAACCAUAGCUGGGCGUUAUCGCGAUACUAUAUCGCUGAUAACAAAAUCGGGUUAUCAGCCAUCCACUACGUAUUUAAAUAUAUAUCGGUAUCUUCGUUACUUUUGUAACCAAACUAGCGAUAAUCGCUACUUUUUUCAGCCUAAAAAAAAAAAAAAAAAAAAAAAAAAAAAAGUCUCCUCCCUACUGUGCAUGCGUGGCCCGGUGUUGUAUGAAAAACUUCGGGAUAUGAAAUACUUUUGGUGAAGAGAUUUCAUACUAAGAUCAUCAACAUUAAAACACUAGGUUAUUAUUUGAUGUUAGACUCAAAAAUAAAUAUAUCAAAGAGAAAAAUCAUUUAACUUUGCCCCAAAAAUUAUUAUUCACUGCCUCAAAUUUGAUAUUCCAUAUUCAUUUGUGAGCAUGCCAUGGUAUUGAAAGUGCCCGGUGAUGUGUCAUUUGGUGUCCCAUCGUCAAAAGCUGGCGCUUUUGUUUACAAACACUGGUCUCUUGUGAACUGCGCAUGUUCAGACCAGUAAGCAUAGCCCUGUACAGUCUUACAAAGCUUUUUAACACAUUAAGAGUUGCUGGAAGGCUGAAUCAGACAUACAGUACCACCAUCCUCGCUGUUUCUAGAACGAUACUCUGUACAUAUAAAUACAAUUCGUACAGUGUCGUUCUAGAAACACAGAGGAUGGUGGUAGUGGUAGUGUAUGUCUGAUUCAGCUUUGUGAGACUGUACAGGUCUACGCUUGCUGGUCUGAGCAUGUGCAGUUCACGAGAGACCAGUGUUUGUAAACAAAAGCGCCAGCUUUUGACGGUUGGGAUGCCAAAUAACACAACGCCGGUUCAGGCGUUUCUAGUAUUACCGUCCAUAUGUACUUACGUGUCAAUGUGUGGUUUUCAGGCUUUGUAAGUUUUCUAAAAUGCAGAUAAUGAAAAUUUGAAUUCA